UGGAAACAGACGCACUCUGAGCUGACGGAUCGAAAUGGAUGUGCUGGGAAACUUGGAAGUUCGGUGGGUGCAAGGAUUCAACAAUGGCACAUUUAGAUUUGUCGACAAGAAAACAACAUGCUACACCUGCGGGAAUUUUAUUGUUUUCCUCAAUGUGGAAACUAAGAUGAGGAAGACUCUGCAGAGUCCUGGUUCUGGUAUUGGGGCCUUUACAGCCAGUGGGCAUCGCAGGUGUCUUGCCUUCUCUGACCUCAAUCUCAAUCCUUCCAUAUUUGUCUACAACUAUCCAGAGCUUGAGCUCAUGUGUGAACUCAAAGGCAAAACUAAACUGGGCUAUACAGCUCUGGCUAUGUGUGAUACUGGGCCUUAUUUAGUCUGUGCUUCCUCCAUGCCUGAUCACACCAUCACAUUAUGGAACUGGGAGAGCAGCAUACUACUUUGUAGCCAUUCACUCUUGGGAGAGGACGUCACAGCACUGGUUUUUAACCCCAUGAACUGGUGUCAAAUUUGUGCUGUAAAUGUGAGGUCCCUUACCAUCUGGAAUAUUGAAAGAUGUGACAACUAUCAUUUGAUGAAGCCUAGUGCUGUCGAUCUUCCAGCCACUGAUGGUUCAGUUAUUGAGUCUGAAGCAAACCUGUGUCAUAUGGUCAGUGGGAAGCUGACACACUUAGGUCCUCAGAUGCCCAUUUCAGCAGUCGCUGGACUGAGUGGAGAUAGAGCGGACAAUUUUGUGCCUUUGAAACAAACAAAACCAAAAUUGUGUCCAAGUGCCUGCUGGUCAACGUCUGACCUGUAUGUUGGUUCCAAGGAAGGUUUCCUGCUUUGUGUGAAUCCUGACACUUUGCUUGUCUCUGUCUUAUAUAAACCUCACACUGAAUUAACCCCCACAGAUGACAGUGAAACAUCCCUGCAGGAAGGUAGUUUCCAGAGCUUGGUACUGCAAGACUGUAACUUAUUUGCUGCAGGAAUGGAAGGCAUUUUACGAAACAUACAAAUUAAAGGAAACAAACUGGAGGUAGUACAGACUUGGGCUUUGGAUAAGGCACCCUCAACUAUAUGCUUUUCCCCUGAUGGUGAGACACUGCUGAUAGUUUCUAAUACAGGCUGUGUUUACAAAUUCAAACCAGUGCUGAAUGAUAAAAUUAUGAAAGUUCUGGAUGUACUCAGUGGAGAUUUUGUGGCUGUUGCUCCAUUAUACACUGACAGAAGCAUUUGUUUGUCAGUCAGAGAAGCAGGAGACGUACAGCUGUGGGCUCUGGAUGAUGGAUUUUGCAUGGGCUUCAUCUCUCUGCAAACACAUGUGACCAGUAUGGCAUGCUGCCCCAUAGCACAGUAUGUUGUUGUAGGGACAGCUACUGGAGACGUCCUAGUUGUGGAAAUGACCACAAAACAAAAGCCCAGGCUAGUUCACAGAGUUCAUCUCUACCAUGUCCCUGUAGACCAUUUGGUGUUUGAUCAAGGUGGCAACUUCUUAAUCACAGGAGCAUCAGACUCACGCAUGUUUGUGCUGAAUGCAAGGCCAUCAAAAGGAUUCGAAAUUAUUGGAUGGAUUGAGGCUCCAGGUGCCAUUGUAAGCCUUUCCACUCAGUACCUCAAGGAAAGUAAACAGGUUAAAGUUCUGGUGUUAUGCAACAAGACAGAGAGAGAAAUCAAUGAGGGAAAUCUGCUUCUGCUACUGACGUUGUUUGUGCAACAGAUUACAGACUCAACAGGUUGUGUGGAUGCCUAUGGACGUCUAUGUAAAGAUGUCCUCCACAGCUGCCUAUAUGAGAUUCCUCACUCUCUCUGCUCUUGUGUCCUGGCCAUAAACAAGAUAUUUGGUUACUGCCAACAGAGAAAAGUCUUGCAAAGUUUCAGUAUCCCCAAGAGUGGAGAAAAGCCCUCUAAUGCACAAGAAGCAGUUCACCUGAUCCUGGAGAAAGAGGCAGGGGGUCAUUUACUGAGUCCUGCCUUUCUACAGCUCUCCCCACAUCAAACCUGGCUGGCAGUGGUUGGCAGGGAUGGACUGCUACGCAUUUGUGAGAUCUCCACAAUGGACAGGUAUGUGCAGCUGCAGUGCCACUCAUGUUGGCAGGGUGGAGUUGGAUCUGUUUGUUUCGCCCCAGACAGUCAGACCCUCAUCACCACAGGCCUGAGGGACGGCUCGCUUGUCUGCAGCAGGCUCAGGUUAAGGCUUUCUGGGGCUGGCAGAGCAAAUGCAGCUACCCAGUAUGCUCAGUCAGUUCAUGAUUCUUUUGAGUCAGUAGUAUCCUCAGAGAACACCAUCCUCUCCAAAAUGACUGACUGGAAUCCACAGACACAGUCCCUGACAAGAUGUUCGUCAUUUCAUCCAGGCGAAGGAAAGAUGAGUCAUGAAGAUGAACAAGAGGAAAACUAUUUUGUGUCCCCAACUAGUUUUACAUGGCUUGAUGGAAAAUUAGAUGCGGUUCUCCAAGAGGAAACCCAGCAGUAUGCAGAGACAAAGAAGAACCUAAGAAAAAACAUCAAAGUCCUUCGUGACACAAUCAAAGCAAUGAUGGAGGAGAAUGAGAGUCUGCCAGACAUGGAGAAACUUGAGCACCAGGAAUUUAACCUGGAUGUGGAAGAGCAACAGAGGCUGCAGCUAGAGGGAGAACAGGAAGUUACCAGGGUGAAGAAAGAGAUUGAGAUGGAGAAUCUGGCUAAGUGCUAUCAGAGGGAGAUCCUGAAGAAAGAAUGCUGGGAUUCCAUGCAAAUCAAAGGGAAAGCCAUUAAGGCCUUUCAUUCAGAAAAUGAGGUAAAGAACUACCCCAUGAAGGAACGCACUGAAAAGGAACUUGAAGAGCUUCAAAGGGUUGAGACCAUGAGGCAGAUUGAACAGGAAGAUUCACAACUUCAAGAGAUGAUUUUAAACACAAUCUCUGGAGAAAAAGAGAACGAGGAGGAAGAAGACAGUAAGACCGAGAGUCCUGCUCUGACUGGAAGUCUCAGUGCUCUAUAUGGAGGUGUCAAUCCUCAUCUCUACAGCCAGUUUAACUUACACAUCAGAGAGCAAAAAAUCAACCAAAUCACCUUGCUGAAGGACAUCAUCUACAAAGUAAAGAGCACAUUCAACAAAGAGUUUGAGGCAGUUUACAAGCAAAAGGAUCAGGAAAUCAACCGUCUUAGAGAGAAGAACAAGCGUAUCGCUGAGAUUAUGACCGAGCUGGACCUUAGCGAGACCCUGUGGGAGCCAAUUCUCACGGAUAAUGAGUGUCCUGAGAGAGCUCUUACUGUGACCGACUCAGAGAUCAAGGUUGAGAAAUACCUCACCCCCAAGCAGAAAGAAAAAGAAGAAAAGCUAAGGGAGGAAGAGGAACGGCAAAGGCUUGCAGCCAAGUCUGACAACACGAGAGAUCAAGCGCUCAAUGUUAUGAUGGGUGGUGUUCUGGAGCUUAAAAAAGAAGAUGUGCUGAGGAUGGAAGUACCUCAGCCUGAGUUCAUGUCUAAACCUGAGCUACAGUGGAUGGAAGAAGAGAGAAAGAGCUUCAAAGAGUUUGAGAAAAAAGCAAAGGAGCUCAAUGAGGAGAAAGAGAAAUACAAAAAGACACUAGAGACAGAAAUGAAGAAACUGCUGACAUCUAUUAAAGAGGCUACCCAGAUGUUUGAUGAAAAACUUACAACGCUGUUCGAAAGGAAGGUGAAAUCAGAGAUGGUCAUAUACCAGGAAGAGCUCAAGAUUGCAAAUCUGGUUCACUCCAUUCAAACCGAAGAAGAGAUCCUAAGCAGAGAGAAACAGCUGAGCCUUAAACUUGAAAAGGCACGAACUGUAAAGAAUGAAAUUGGGGAGGAAUUGAAAAAACACAAGGAGAUUGUUGAUGAGUUCAGAGAAGAAUAUGAUAACACAGUCGCUGAGGACAAACUUCUCGACAAAGGAUUUCGCAAAGAGUUUUUUGACGUACCUGGGCACAUAAUUGACCAGCUCUAUAAGCUUUACAAACGCAGACCAAGGGUUCAGAGGAUGAAAACACAGACUGAAAAUAACCAGUUUAAGGAGGGGGGACUAUUAGGAACAGCACCAUCUGAUGGUCUCUCUCUGAUGAUGAAGGCCAUGGAAGAGUUGGACGCUCCAGAGAACAUGCCAGAAGGAUUAGAUCUAGUUGUUUGGGAGAGGUUUUGCAUGGCCAGGCGGACCAAAGUGGAAAGUGAACAAAAGGUCAAACUAAAAGCAUUGACCCUGGCGGAGAUGCAGGCUUUUCUUCAGAGGAGAACAGAUGAGGACGAGAAAGCUCAUCUUGAAAUAAAAAAUCUUAUUGAUGAACUUAAUAGCCUCUGUGAAGAAAUGAUGAGGUUUCGACUAGAUAGUAUGGUGCAGAUCGUUCUACAGCAAGGUCAGGUGGAAGUGGAGGCUGGAGACUUCAUCGCAGACUAUACCGAUGCUCUGCUAAUCCAUCGCAAAGUAAUUGAGGACCUCAACAGCACCAUCAGGGCUUUAGGAGAUCAGAAGAUUGCUAGCAUGGUGGAGUGUAAAGAUUUCCGCAAAGGAAUCAUACAGCAAGAGUGGGAUCACAGAAGAAUGAGAAUGCAGCUGGAGGAUCUCAGCAAUAAAGCCAGAGACAUACAGACCCUGCGCAUCACUCAGGAGAUUCAAGAUUACCUAAAUGAAACAAGUAAUGACAACAGGGUGUUAAAGCAGCUCACAACUCUGGAGACGACCUUCGAUUUACAGAAAACGACUCAUCAAAAGAAAGUUGAGACUUGCAAGAAACAGAUAAAGCACCUGGACAGACAAGGUGUGCAAAUGCAAGAGAAGAACGCAGCCCUCGACUUAAAAGUGGCUGACAUGGAGAUAACUGUUGCAGAGAGAAGGAAUAUUUACGAGGCUCUUGCAAUGGGCGAUAACCAGGAGACAGAGGCAGAGAGGAACUACCAAGAUAUCAUCUUGAGAAAGAAGCUGUUAAACAUAGCCGGAGCACAAUCUGAAGAAAUACUCAUACUGAGAGCGGAGCUUGAGAAACUGCGUAUGAAGAACUUCCCAUCUCUUUCUCAACUGCACUACAACUGAUUCAGGAUACAUAAAUGACAUUUAUUAUUACAGCUUUUGGUUGAAAACUUAAGUUAAUUCAAUACGUGACA
Molecule: messenger RNA, 5073 nt
Organism: Labeo rohita (rohu)
Lineage: Eukaryota; Metazoa; Chordata; Actinopteri; Cypriniformes; Cyprinidae
Gene: cfap43
Product: cilia and flagella associated protein 43
Biological process (GO): sperm axoneme assembly; cilium assembly
Cellular component (GO): axoneme
Molecular function (GO): protein binding
Source: RefSeq, a predicted model, not a curated record